Molecule: messenger RNA, 2958 nt
Organism: Amborella trichopoda
Lineage: Eukaryota; Viridiplantae; Streptophyta; Magnoliopsida; Amborellales; Amborellaceae
Source: RefSeq, a predicted model, not a curated record
AUAUCGCCUUUGAAUAGUUGCGUCCGACUUUUACCCAAAACUCGAAGAAGGGAAACCAUCAAAAUCUCGCCCUAGAGAGAGAAAAACCUUUGAUUUUCCCUCUCUUUCCCAUCUCCUUCACUGUUGUAAGGGCUGUGCUCCCGCGCCACCUCCAUUGAAGAAGGGUUAACAAAAUUGCCAAGUGAGAUGAACAUGGUUGAGCCGAGUGAGGCAAUCAUGGUGGAGCCCCUAGCAUCAUCUGAACCUAGUGGAGAGGACCCACGAGUGGGUAUGCAGUUUGAGUCCCCUGAAGCUGCUUAUGAUUACUAUAAUGAAUAUGCAAAACGGAAGGGCUUCAGUGUUCGUUGUUAUUCGACAAAGCGAUCAAAGAAAGAUGGUAGAGUUAUCACUCGUGAAUAUGUAUGUUCAAAAGCGGGUUAUCGGGAUAAGACACGUGAGAGCAAUCGGACUCGGCCCCUUUCAAGGCUAGGGUGCAAAGCUAUGCUAAGAAUAAAAAAAGAUGAUUCUGGUAUAUGGUUCAUUGCAAAACAUGAGAAGGAGCAUUGUCAUGCCUUGACUUCACCAUCCAAAGUCCAUCUCCUUCGAUCACAUCGUAAAUCUCUAGAGACCAAAAGAGAAGUGACCGGUAUGUGUAAUUCAUGUGGCUGUGGCAUAGGUGCCCCAAAGAUAGUGAACGUGCUUAGUACAGAUGUUGGUGGGCAAAGAAAUCUCAAUUUCAUUGAGCGAGAUUCUAAUAAUGAAAUCCAUAGAAGUCAAAGAAAAUCACAUUUGAGUGUAGGGGAUGUAGAGGGGUUAAUGGAAAUUUUUAUUUCUAAGGUUGUGGCGAACCAAUUAUUUGCAUACAAGAUCGAUGUUGAUCGCGAUGGGCACCUGACAAAUGCUCUAUGGUUGGAUGCAAAAUCUAGGAUAUCAAGUGAGUUCUUUGGGGAUGUCAUUCUAUUUGAGAAUACAUACAAAAUCAAUGACUCUGAGAUGCUUUGUGCCCCAAUUUUGGGAGUAAACCACCACAUGAAUAUCAUUAUCUUAGGAUGUGCGUUGCUAUAUGGAGAGCAUGAGGAAUCCUUUACAUGGUUGUUCACAAAGUGGCUUGAGGUGAUGAAUGGGCGCCAACCCAAGGCAAUUUUCACAAACCAGGACAAGGCAAUAGCUCUUGCAAUAAAAAAGGUGUUCCCCGAGGCCCGACAUCACUUGUGUAGGUGGCAUAUUACACAAGAGUUUGAGAGAAAUUUUGGCCAUGUUGAGGGUAGAUAUACAGCAUUCCAUGAGGAUUUUUACAGGUGCAUUGACCAUUGCACCACAAUUACGGAAUUUGAAGAUAGGUGGUCAAACAUGAUCGAAAGAUAUGAUCUAAUGAAUAAUGACUGGUUGCAGUACAUAUAUGAAAUCCGACAUCAAUGGGUAUAUAUAUAUUCACAAGAUGCAUUCUUUGCAGGCUAUACGACCAAUGAGAGAAGUGAAUCCAUUAAUAGAGAAAUCAAGGAUCUUGUAGAUUCCCAUACCAACUUGACUCCACUUGUUGCCCAGUUGCAAAAAUUGAUUGAUCAAAAGUUUGACAAUGAGAACAUAGAAGACUUAAUUUCUCGCGACAAAAGACCGGCUAUGAAGACUGGGACUCGCAUGGAGAGGCAGAUGGGUCAAAUUUACACCUUGAAAAUUUUUACAGAGUACAUUCAGCCAGAGUUGGUGAGAUCCAAUGAUCUUAUAUGUGAAGUGCAAGAGGAAGAUGGGGUGGCAUGUACUUGUAGUUUGGAAGAAUAUGGAGUCAGUAGCCUGCUGCAAACAGUUGUAUUCAACGGCACUGAGAAGAAAGCAGCAUGUUCUUGCCAUCUAUAUGAGCGCAUGGGUAUCCCAUGUGCUCAUAUGCUUAGGGUGUUCUCCUUGAAAAAUAUCCUAGAGUUACCCCAACACUAUAUAAUGACACGAUGGACGAAGGAUGUGACAAAAGGCUUAGCUCUUUAUAAUAAUGGGGAUCAAAUACGAGCUAAUGAGGAGGCCUAUUAUGCACGUUAUGAUGAUCUAGGUCGAUGGGCCAACAUACUAUCAAUGCAUGGGGCAGUGAGUAUGGGUGUAUAUGAUUAUGCAAAGAAGGUUCUGCAAGAGGCUUGCGAUAAGGUUGUUGCUAGAGCAGACAUGGAAAAGAUUACCAUACGACAUGUUGCAUCUACCAAUGCUGUCACUACUUCGACAAGUACUCCCAUGCUUUUUGUGGAUCCCACCUCCUUGUAAACUUUCCAAUUCCCAUAUGACUGUAGUUAUCAAUAUGUGCAAAGCUGAAGGGACUACAUUCCAAUGUGAGAUUUGAACCUUAAUAUGAGAGGAUGAGUAAGAGAGUGCAAUGGAUGCCUGUCAUUGGUCAUGACAGGCAAAAUUGACCAUCUAUAUGUAGCACUUGGUAUGAUUAGCCGUCAUCUAUACUUGUGAGUUUUGAUUUCUCAAGCCAGUUAAAGUACUGCUUCAUGGUUAGUCCCCUCCAUAUGAGUACCAAUGUGGGUUUCACAAUAAUAUGGGGUAUAUUGAUUUUCUUGUAUGUUGUGAAUCUGGUGACUGAGAAUGUUUGUGCUCUUAAUAUUUGUUCAUAUGAUGUUGUGAAUCAUAUUGCCGAAAACUUCAUUACCUCACUGUUAAUUUUUUAUAUUCUGGUUCAGGUUUGAAGCCAAUGGGAGUAUCAGUGACCCCAACCAUGCUUCUCAUAGGAGUAGAAACAAGUCAGAAUCUUUUGAAGGGCCUUGUAUUUAUAGUUUUUGUAGCAUAAUGUGAUGUUUGGAUCUUCCCACGGACUUGAUUAAGCUUUGGUUUUAUGAUGGAUUAAGCUUUGACAAUUCCAUUUUCUUUCGUCUCUCUUUUUUGUGCAGUAUUUUUUAUUGGGUUCCCUACCCAUCUCUGUAUAUUGGAAUUAUGUGCAGUAUUUGGAUAUUGGAAGUUUUACAAAGGAAUUCUAGUUUGCUCCGGUUGUUAUGA